GCGGAGGGGGAGGUGGCCGGCUGCUUCUCGCGCGUCCGCCAUUUUGUUGCUGUGGCUCUUGGGAACGGGCUGGGCAGAGGCGCCCCGAAGGCGCGACGCUCCCUGGGAGUCCGGUGCUUGGCGAGGCGCCUGCGGUCGGUCCCGGGCCGUGGGGGUUGCGGAGCCGGCGUGCUGUAGGUCAGGGGUCCCUGGAGGGAACCCCCCAGGGGGAGCCCGGAGCCCAGAAUCCCGGGGCGGCCUCGGCGCGCCGCGCGCCCUCGUCUGCCGCGCGACCCCGGACUCGGCACCGGUUCCCCGGGCCGGCGGCCUCCGCGAGGCGGCCCCGGAGCAGGCGGGCGGCGGCGGAGGAUGCUGCGGGACCGAAGCCGAGAGGAAGGCUCGGCCUGUUAGAGCGCGCCUCGAGGUGUGCCGAGAGGCCCGUCCGCGGCCCCCAGAGCCGUCGGUCGGGCGCGGCGUCCGGAUCGGCAGAGAGCAGCCGCCGCCCCCCACCCACCGCGGAGGCCCCCUGGCCGACACCAUGUCCUCCGCCAGGUUCGACUCCUCGGACCGCUCGGCCUGGUACAUGGGGCCGGUGUCGCGCCAGGAGGCGCAGACCCGGCUCCAGGGCCAGCGCCACGGCGUGUUCCUGGUGCGCGACUCGUCCACCUGUCCCGGGGACUACGUGCUGUCGGUGUCGGAGAACUCGCGCGUCUCCCACUACAUCAUCAACUCGCUGCCCAACCGCCGCUUCAAGAUCGGAGACCAGGAGUUUGACCACCUGCCGGCCCUGCUGGAGUUCUACAAGAUCCACUACCUGGACACCACCACCCUGAUCGAGCCCGCGCCCAGGUAUCCAAGCCCACCAAUGGGAUCUGUAUCAGCACCCAACCUGCCUUCAGCGGAAGAAAAUUUGGAAUAUGUUCGGACUCUCUAUGAUUUUCCUGGCAAUGAUGCUGAAGACCUACCCUUUAAAAAGGGUGAGAUCCUGGUGAUAAUAGAGAAGCCCGAAGAACAAUGGUGGAGUGCUCGAAACAAGGAUGGUCGUGUUGGGAUGAUUCCUGUCCCUUAUGUGGAAAAGCUUGUGAGAUCGUCACCACAUGGAAAGCAUGGAAAUAGGAAUUCCAACAGUUACGGGAUCCCAGAACCUGCUCAUGCAUAUGCUCAACCUCAGACCACAACUCCUCUACCUACGGUUUCCAAUUCUCCUGGAGUAGCAAUCAAUCCCUUGCCAUCCACACAGAAUGGACCUGUCUAUGCGAAAGCAAUUCAAAAAAGAGUACCUUGUGCUUAUGACAAGACCGCCUUGGCAUUAGAGGUUGGUGACAUUGUGAAAGUUACAAGGAUGAAUAUAAAUGGCCAGUGGGAAGGCGAGGUGAAUGGGCGCAAAGGGCUUUUCCCUUUUACACAUGUCAAAAUCAUUGACCCUCAAAACCCGGAUGAAAACGAGUGAUUGCUGUCACCUUGUCUCCUGCUGCUUUGUUGUUCUGCCUGUCAUAAUCUCCUUUGAUGUGGGAAAAGCUUUCUCUCAUAGGCAAAUUACACUGCAUUGCCGAAGUCCAGCUGUCUGCAGACUGGUGAUCCCAUAUACAUUUGGAAUGCACACAGUGAUUGCCUCUGAUGUAUCAUAGUCAUUGUCAAAAAAUAGUCAAUUGUAGAGUUUGGAAUCAUAAACUGGAAAUACUGGUGGAAGCACACAAGUGGAGAGAAGAUGACAAGGAAAGGGUCUUUUCUUCUCCUAACUACUCUGUUCGUGUUGUGAUUGAUUCUGUCCUGUUCAUCAGAGAAAUCUUGAGGCCAUGGUGAGACUUUGCACAUUGCUGUUCCAUGAAGCAGUGGCCCAGUUGCCGUUUUGUUUUUCCUUUGAAGAACAGAAGUAAACCUUAAAAAAGAAUUCUGUCAUCCUAAACUCCCCAAAUUUGAAUUCCUUUUCUCCUUUCGUUUUUAUUUGGUAUUGGAAGAUGUAAUUAAUUAGACUUGCUGUUCUAAAUAGGUUUGUUUUUACAUAGCACAUUGGACUUUUGUGAUAUUACAAGGAAUAUCCUGUGCCUCUGAACUUCUAACUUAUAGCUGCUGUAACAAAAGGAAUAUGAAAAACAACCCUGAAGCAGAGGCCUUGAUUCUCUUGGUUGCUGGUAUCUUGUUUUGAUAUAUUACAAACAACACAGAAGUCAGCAGUUCUGGUAUGCCAGUUUGUGUGCACAGAGCAUUGGAGUGUGUAUGAGGGUGAUGUGGGGAGCCCUUGCUUACCUUGUUUGCCAGUGACGAGGGUAGUGGCAGGGAGUACUUGGCCAGUUUUCUGUUUAUCAUAUUAGUAAAUGCACCCUUUUAAGGUUGUAGGAUUUGUUUUCAAAGUGAGUUAAUAGGAUCAUUUACUUAAUAAAUGCUCACUUCGAUGCAUUAAAACCCAGAUCAAGCUUACCAUGCUGCCAGGGAAAGAUGGUGUUUAAUACUGAUUUCACAACCUAGAUACCCAUCAUGCUCCCAAGCAGAGAAAAUUUAAGAUCCAGAAAUUGGUUAAUAAAUUGAUGUCUAAUGUUUUGGUGAGCAUCACAAACCAUUAGCCAGUUCAACCGUUAACCACUUAACAGUUUGGUGUCAAAAUUCUCCCACUAAACAGAGCCUAUUGUUCAUACAAGUCUUCUGGUACAAAGUCCACCCAUUUCUCAUCUGCUGCACAUAGAUAAGAAUUCUGAACCUUUUGUGCACUUCACUUUCUGGACAUUGAUGAAGACAGGCCUCUGCUCAGAAUUAAUAUAUCAGACCUGGAAAUGUAGUAACACCCCAGUGAGUAAACAUAAUUUACUGAGCAUGUGCUAAAAAAUAAAACCAUGGUCCUGUCUUCCAAGGCUUUUAGUUUUGGGGAGUUUGAGCAGUGUAUUGCUGGUGACAGGACCAACAGAACAAGCAUUUUUCAGCUUCUUUUUAAAAUCAGUAUUUUUUUUUAACCAGGUAGGUAACUGCCAUAUUAAAUCUUAAGAGAUUUUUGGUGGCAAAAUCAUUGCAGGGUGGGGUGGGGGGUGGGAAUCACUGUGGCUGUUUAUGACUGAUUUUUCUGGAAAGACUUUUUAGCUACUCCUAAUCUUUGAGAACUGUGGCCACCUCCUACUCUGAAAAUACCUGACUGUUGCAGUUUUGUUGGAUUCAGGCACAGGCGAUGUACAGCAGGUGGCACUUGUCUGGCAGAAAUUCUGCUCUGCCUGGAAAUGUUUGCCCUGUAGUCAGUGACCCAGAACCUGAGGGCAUUGUCUAACAGGAGAAGGAAUAUAUACUUUGCUAAAGGAAGGCACCUUUUAAAGUCAGAUUUAGCUGAGAAGCUAACUACUUGAAAUGACAGUAGUUGGAUCAGAGCACAAGAUAUAUAUGGCAUUUUUGGAAAGCAAGGUUUCCUUCUAGCCAUGUCUACUGGCCUUUAGUAGGACCCACCUCAUGCGGAGCACUUCAGAACCAGAAUACCCCAUAAACCUAGUUUUAUUUUCUUAAUACUGUUCAUCACGUAAGCCCAUAUGUAUGUAUCCAGGACUGCUCGAGAUUCAGAGCCCAAAAUAAGGUGAGCUUUGAGUUCGGAACUCUAAAAUGUGCCAAAAGUAGUGACUUUUUUACUUAGAAACAUUAGCUUUUUAGUCACGCAGGGAAUUUCUCUUUUUCACACUAAAUACACAAAAACUGCACCCCGCCUCAGCUUUGUGCCUGGGUUCCGCAGUGAUGGGGAAGACGUCUGUGCUUCAUAAAGCAACAUGAACCCUACCCAGAGGAGCUGCCUUCCCUCCUGGGUAGGUUUCUCGUGUAGGACUCUUCAUCGUGGCAACUUGCUCUGCUCUUAUGUGGUGUUUUAGAAAAUAAUUGGGUGGUUAAGUUAACUCGGGAAGUGAACAAGUUUUGUGCUAAAGGGUUCGUCAAAAACUUCUUACUGGAGAACAGUCCCCAGCCCUGGAGUCAUCCUUCUCGUUUCUGCACAGUGUGGGGCCACCUGAUGGCAUGGCAAACAGAGGACACUGACUGGCUGCCAUGCGACUGCUCGUCCAGAAAGUCAUGUUCUGUGCUCAUGGUUGGAAAACAGAAAGGAAGGAAGACUGGCUGCUCCACUGGGGCACAAGCAUCCCUGGCACUGUGCCAACUUUCUUUUACAUCUGUUUACAGAUAGGGCGGGCCAGGACAGAAGGCUGGCCACUGCUCUCAUAAUGUUUGCUCAGAGGAAUAUGAACAUUUUAUUUUUGAAAAGGGAUGAUGUGUUUUUGUGCCAGGUGUUUAUAAUUUAAUCCUUUAAUAUUCUGUUCAUUAACCUCUUAAAAAUGAGUGAAUUCUUGAUUGUUUAACACAGUACCUAAGACUCAUGCUUUCUGUGGACACCACUGAGCUCUGCCUCAAACUCCACCCUCUGGGACCAGAGAACUCUGUCCCUGGUAACUGCUGUCAGUGUGGACACUGAGCUGGUUGUGUAUUCUAAAGGAGUAGAAGGAAAGUUCCCUGAGACAGGGUCGUUGUCUCUGCAAGAGGAACAGUGGCCUUGCUUCUAGACGGUCUUCACUGUGUGUUUUAAAACAACAACACAAAACUCUUUUGACCUAUAACUUAAAAGAUCAUAAAUUUCAGGCAAUAAUAUUUUUUGUGUAUGCCUUCCAAAUUAUUUUUUGGGAUCAUAGCUUGUUUUAUUUUGUGCUAUAAAAUUUAACAGUAUUAAAUGACUUAUAUUCUUAGAAUACAUUGAGUGUCUUUUCUUAACAGAUUAGUGCCUUUUUAUUUUUGUAUUCCAUUUUGCGUUUCUGGUCCCAGCAUCAGAGCCCUUGUUUCCAUGGCCUGUUUGUACAUUGUCUCAAUAAAACAUGCAUCAGCCAGUGGUGGCUGCA
Molecule: messenger RNA, 4823 nt
Organism: Sorex fumeus (smoky shrew)
Lineage: Eukaryota; Metazoa; Chordata; Mammalia; Eulipotyphla; Soricidae
Gene: CRKL
Product: CRK like proto-oncogene, adaptor protein
Exons: 3
Coding region: 518-1429 (303 amino acids)
Biological process (GO): positive regulation of ERK1 and ERK2 cascade
Molecular function (GO): protein binding
Source: RefSeq, a predicted model, not a curated record